GUCCGUGCACCGCCGGGGCUCGUCCCGAGAGGCUGAGGGAGUUGUUGGCCUGGGGAGCGCUGGGAGCGGGAGCGGGGCUCGGGAGCAGCGCCCGGGGUCAUUUCCCUGUUCUCAUCGCAGACCCAGCGGUACAAACACGAAACAGAAACCUCCAGGUUGAUGUUGUUGUGAGGAGUUUGCGGAGCUGUCAGGAAGGCGGGGAAAAGCCGAGCGCUCUUGCUCAGCCGGGGGUGUUGCAGUCCAGGAAUUCCCUCAGCGCCGGGGGGAUCUGAUUGCAGAGCCCUGGAACGAGGAAACCACGCUUUUGCUUAUUUUUGGUGCAGGAAAUGUGUGUCCCAGGCCCCUGGGGUGCUGGCAUUGGUUUUUCAGCUCUUUGUUGGUUUGGCUGUUGGUUUUUUUUCCUUAAAUUAGUUUAUUUAUCUUGUUUUAGUUUUUGGGCUGUGGGUGUUUUGCCCAAUCACAGUGUGCAGAAUGUGGUCAAUUUCUUUGUGAUUUAGCAAUAAUUUCUUUUCUAUUUUCCAGUGAAAAGUAACUUGGGGGUUCAAAGUGCUCCUGGAACACUUGUUCUUUUUUUUGAGUUGCUGUUUUGUGAGGCUCGUUUUUAGCUUUGAUGUCUUUGUGCUUGCUGGGUCUGUGCUGAGCUGUCCCUCUGCUCCAGGCCUGGGGUCACUGAUCCCUGCUCAGAGUUUCCUCCAGUUCUGUGCUCUUCAUUAGUGCCAGACUCGUCAGUGCUCUGUGCUUUUGUGAUCUGCAGCUGCUGAGCAGGGCUGCUGUUCCCCUCUCAGCUGUCUUGGCUUUGGGGCUUUCUCCUGACCCUUUAUCUCCACGGAGCUGCCUGCUGGGGGGAGCAGUUCUGCAGCCCCAGCUCUGGGGUUGUUCCUGGCGAGGGGCUGAGGGGACAAACACGGGUUUGUGUUUGUGCUGAGGAGGAGGAGGGGGAGCCAUCACUGCUGAUUUACCUGCAGGAGGCAGAGCCUUUCCUGCUCAUUCCCAGACGUUCUGGUUCCUGCCCAAGGCCAGGUUCAUUGUGCUCUGCAGGUGGGAGUUUAAUCAGGUUUUUGUGCUGCUUUAGCUGAGUCUUUCUAAGGCCUGAGGAUGGAGCCCAGUGCUCUGCAUUGAGACAGGGAGGAAUGCUCAGCACAAGGCUCCCUGCAGGAACUGGCACAGAGUGGUGGCUCAAGCUGAGGGAGAAGCAAUUCCCAGCCUGGCUGGAAGAGGGGAAAUGCUCCCUGCUCGACUGUCACCUCAUCCUCACAUGGGCCUGGGGGCUUCCUAGAGCAGCCCCCUGCACUUUCAGAGAGUUCAGAUGGGCUGGCCUUGAAAAAUUCAUGUUUUGGUGCUUGGAACAAGAGCUGCUGGUGGCAGGAAGGGACAGCAGUGGCAGGGAGCUGAAGUGGCUCAGCCCUGAGCUCAGGACUAAUUUUGGCUGUGACCUUGGGCAGCUCCUGGGCUGGGUGAGUUCCCUCCUUUGUGAAGGAGGAGAGCAGCUGGGACAGGAGGCAGAACAGCUUUGCAGAGCUUCAGAAAUGCAGCUUAAGAGCUCCAGCAUGAAACAUUCCAGGAGUGUUUUCCUUCCCUGAUGUCUAAAAAUGCCCGUGGGAUUUUAGCAGAGCCCUGGAAUGGAGGGUGAAGUGUCCCUGCUGCUGCAGGUGUUUGGGAUGGGGCAGCCAGGGAGGUCUGCCUGGAGUCACUGCACAGGAGGAGCAGGAAUCUGAUUGUCCCAAAGAUAAACCUUGUGCCAGGCUUUACCAGCUCCCAGUGGAGCUUUUUGGGGAGCCUGGGAGCCUCUCAGACAGUCCUGGGCUCUGGGUGAGAGUUGGGCAGUUUGGGACUUGGGUGUUACAUUUCAGGAACUGGAAAUGAAGCUGCUGCUCUGUGUUCUAAACCAGAAUUUCAGUGAUUUCUUUGGAGCCAGAACCACCUGCAGCUGUUGGAUAGCAGCAAAGGAGGCAAACAAGCAGCAUGUGAGGUGUCAGAAGUGUUUAGAGUUUGGCCACUGGACCUAUGAAUGUACAGGGAAGAGAAAAUACCUGCACAGGCCUUCAAGGACAGCUCAGCUGGCCAAAAUCCUUAAGGAGAAAGAAAAGCAGCUCCUGCUGCAACAGAGCACUGGAGAAAGUGCUGCAGAAAAGAAGACCAAGAAAAAAAGGUCCAAGAGUGUGACCAGUUCCAGCAGCAGCAGCAGUGACAGCUCAGCCAGCGACUCCUCCUCCGACAGCGAGGACUCCUCUUCCUCCUCCUCCUCCUCCUCGGACAGUGACAGUGAGGACAGCAACUCCUCCUCCUCCUCCUCCCCCUCCUCCAGCAGCUCUUCCUCCUCCUCCGACUUCGAGUCGGAUUCCAGCUCCUCCAGCAGCAGCAGCAGCAGCAGCACAGACAGCAGCUCUGAGGAUGAGCCCCCAAAGAAGAAGAAGAAGAAAUAGCUGGGGAGGUGCAGGACUGGUGUGGAGUGAGUGACACUGCCCUGCCAGGGCUGGAGCACACGGCUGCCAAGCACUCAGUGGUCAACAUUUCUACUGCUCCCAUUUCUUAGUGUUCUGCAUAGUUGUUCAUAGGACAUGGAAGGGAUUAAAUGGCACGUGAGACUUAAUGAGAGAGUAUUUUUGUGGUUUAUCCUUUUAUGGAAGAUUUUACUUUUUUAGCUCCCCCCCAAAAAAAAAAAUUCUAUCAUCAGAUUUGUUUAUAAGAGCUAAAGUCCAGUAGCAGCUAAACCUGGAUGUUUACAUGCUGGAAAGCAAAAGCUUUUUUUUUUUUUUUUUUUGUUGCAGAUUAUGCUGUGCAUCAUGUACUGUUCCUCUGUUAAUGACAGCUUCACUUCCAUUGAGAAAAAUCCUCUAAACUGUUAAAAGCAGAAGUUUUUCAGUGCUGCUGUGGAGCUGUGGCAUUGUUGAACCUGAAUGCACAACGUGUCCCACCCAGAUCCUCCCACCUCGCUGGUGACAGUCGGGUUCUGUGCUGCUGAGCUUGUGUUCCAGUGGCUUUUCCUGAUGCUUCCAGGUCCAGUCCUCAUGCAGCACCCAGCUGAGCUGUGUUGGUUUGUCCCUGCUCAGUGUCGUGCUUGUGCUGCCCUGUGUGCUUGGCUGUGUGUUGGAGGUGUUUGCUGAGACACAGGGCUGGUUUGGAGAGCAGCAGCUCGGUGAAUCGGGGCUGCUGCUGCUUCAGGAGUUUCAUCUUUGUGCCUUUUUUUUGUAAAUUCAGUGUACCCCAGAGACAAGGGCUGGAGUGGGUGUUCUGCAGGGCUCCAGCAGAAUAUUCCCAUCUGUUAAAUGGGCAGCAAAACCAGAGAAUUAAUUACAAACACGACUGGGCACUGCUCUCUCUGGAUGCUCAGUAAAAAGGAGACUCCCUGAAGUGAAGGUCUCAAAGGAAAGUGUUCCCCUCUGGAUGUGUUUCCCAAGGAAUGUGUGAAUGCAGGAUGGCCAGGCUGUGCUGAGUGGCAAUCUGCAGGAAUCCAGUCAUUCUUUAACUCCAGUCUGCAGGAAUCCAGUCAUUCUUUGACUCCAGUCUGCAGGAAUCCAGUCAGUCUUUGAUUGUGGAGAAGCAAGUGAGUGCAAACCCCACAAAAGCAGAUCCAAACUCGCUGCAGGACAGGGAUUGCUGGAUGCAGAGUGGGAAUUGUUUGGUUUUCUGGUGGAUUGAAGCAGUUGCUGUUAGUGUUCUAUUUGGUGAUGCAGUCUCCUGAAUUUCUUAUUGUUGGAGUGCCCUUUUGGGGAGGGGGCAUCACUUGUGGAAGAAUUCUCAAGUAUCUUGGUUUAGGUUAAAUACAGUUACUAAACUAUUUUUUAUAUUUUUAUGGAAAGAGUAGUGUGUAGACUUACUUUGGAAUAAACUGUACUUAUUUAAAUGUUUGAAAAUCCCCAUGUUGUGUGUCUGUCUGACCACUCCUGUGUUUUACAGAACACGCUGCAGGCUGUAAAUAAAACUACCAGAAAGGUG
This is a messenger RNA of Pyrgilauda ruficollis (rufous-necked snowfinch), 3936 nucleotides long. It is a transcript of the gene ZCCHC10, whose product is annotated as zinc finger CCHC-type containing 10. Gene Ontology annotation, molecular function: nucleic acid binding; zinc ion binding. The transcript is spliced from 4 exons. Bases 1860 to 2423 code for a protein of 187 amino acids. Lineage: Eukaryota; Metazoa; Chordata; Aves; Passeriformes; Passeridae. The record is from RefSeq and is a predicted model, not a curated record.